AUGGAAAAUUGUAAUUCUGUCAAUGUGCCUCUUGGUUCUCACUUUGAGUUAAGUAAAAAGCAAUGUCCUGUGUCUGAGUCUGAACUUGCAGAAAUGCAGAACAUUCCUUAUGCCAACACCAUAGGUUCUGUCAUGUAUUUGAUGAUAAGCACUAGACCUGAUAUUGCCUACAUUGUUUCCUGCCUUAGCAGAUAUAUGGCUAAUCCUGGAAUGCCCCAUUGGGAAGCUGUUAAAUGGUUGUUUAGAUAUUUGAAAGCUACUGUGAAUUGUGGUCUCUCUUUUGAUAAAUCUGAUGAUGGGGUCAAAUGUGUUGGUUAUGUUGACUCGAAUUAUGCUAACAAUAAGGAUAAUAGAAAGUCUACCACUUCCUAUGUGUUUACUCUCUGUGGUUCUUGUAUUAGCUGGAAAUCUCAAUUGCAAGGAAUUGUAGCUCUGUCUACUACUGAGUCUGAGUACAUUGCAGCCACUGAGGCUGUAAAGGAAGCAAUCUGGCUGAAUGGAGUCUUAUCUGAACUUCAACAUAUUGAUGAUAAACCCUUGUUGUUCUCUGAUAGUCAGUCUGCAAUUCAGUUAUGCAAAAAUCUUGUGUUUCAUGAUAGAACCAAACAUAUAGAUGUCAGGUAUCAUUUCAUCAGAGAUGUUGUUGAGAGAGGUGAGAUCAUUCUUGAGAAAAUACCCUCUGAGUUCAAUCAUGCUGACAUGGGUACUAAGUGUCUUCCUGUUGCCAAGCUCACUUCUUGUCAGAAAACCUUGCAUAUGAAUGUGUAG
Salvia miltiorrhiza (redroot sage) is the source of this 768-nucleotide messenger RNA. Its product is annotated as secreted RxLR effector protein 161-like. Lineage: Eukaryota; Viridiplantae; Streptophyta; Magnoliopsida; Lamiales; Lamiaceae. The record is from RefSeq and is a predicted model, not a curated record. The transcript has a single exon. The coding region runs from base 1 to 768 and encodes 255 amino acids.